Messenger RNA from Amaranthus tricolor (Joseph's coat), 1735 nucleotides. Its product is annotated as bifunctional UDP-glucose 4-epimerase and UDP-xylose 4-epimerase 1-like. Gene Ontology annotation, biological process: rRNA processing; galactose metabolic process. Gene Ontology annotation, cellular component: cytosol. The transcript has 9 exons. The record is from RefSeq and is a predicted model, not a curated record. The coding region runs from base 218 to 1270 and encodes 350 amino acids. NCBI's taxonomy places the organism in Eukaryota, Viridiplantae, Streptophyta, Magnoliopsida, Caryophyllales, Amaranthaceae. Gene Ontology annotation, molecular function: RNA binding; UDP-glucose 4-epimerase activity.
CGUGUAUAUAUCGUAUACUGCGGCGCCUUCAUCCUGCUGUUCUUAUCUAGUCUUACUCAUUAAACGUCAUUUUUUCCUUGAAUUGCUAACAUUCUCUUUCGUUUCAUUCCCCUCACUUUCUCCCUCCUACUUCUCAUCAAUUCUCCACUUUACUCUGCUUUUUUUAUAUAAAAAAAAAAAGCUCUGAAACAAAAUCCAAGGUGAAAUCAAAAACAAAAUGGGUUCUGAAACAAAGAAGAUUCUAGUAACUGGAGGUGCUGGUUUUGUUGGUACUCACUGUGUUGUUGUAUUAUUACAACAAGGAUUUAAGGUUUUUAUUAUUGAUAAUCUUCAUAAUUCUGUUGAAGAAGCUGUUCAUCGGGUUAGAGAGCUUGUGGGUCCUGAUUUGUCUAAAUUUCUUGAAUUUCAUCUGGGUGAUCUUAGAAAUAAGGAUGAUGUCGAGAAGCUGUUCUCUGAGAAUACAUUUGAUGCUGUAAUUCACUUUGCUGGAUUGAAAGCGGUGGGUGAGAGUGUUGCUCAUCCAUUUCGUUAUUUUGAUAAUAAUUUGAUUGGAUCACUCAAUCUCUACCAAACUAUGGCUAAAUAUAAUUGUAAGAAGUUGGUCUUUUCAUCAUCAGCAACAGUUUACGGACAGCCCAAAAAAAUCCCAUGUGUAGAAGAUUUUGAAUUGAAGGCUAUGAAUCCAUAUGGCCGCACAAAGCUUUUCCUUGAAGAAAUUGCUCGAGAUAUAUCUAGUGCAGACAAAGAAUGGAGCAUAAUUUUGCUGAGGUACUUCAACCCUGUUGGGGCACAUGAGAGUGGGAAACUCGGUGAGGAUCCUAAGGGUAUCCCAAACAACCUUAUGCCUUACAUCCAACAAGUUGCUGUUGGGAGACUACCUGAGCUUAAUGUCUACGGCACUGACUAUCCUACACGAGAUGGUACUGCGAUUAGAGAUUACAUCCAUGUGAUGGACUUAGCUGAUGGUCAUGUAGCUGCUCUAAAGAAGCUGUUUAUUGCAGAUAAUAUAGGUUGCGAUGCUAUUAACUUGGGGACAGGCUAUGGUGCUUCGGUGCUUGAAAUGGUUGCAGCUUUCGAGAAGGCAUCAGGAAAGAAAAUCCCACUUAAAAUGUGUCCUAGAAGACCAGGAGAUGCAACUGAAGUUUACGCCUCAACCGAAAAGGCUGCUAAAGAACUUGGUUGGAAGGCGAAAUACAACAUAAAUGAUAUGUGCAGGGACCAGUGGAAAUGGGCAAGCAAUAAUCCAUGGGGCUAUCAGGGCAAACCGUAGUUAAUCAAAGAUCGAAUCGGGUAUCAUAUUGUUCAAGAGUGGCAUUAAACAUCACGCAUCUGUACUGUAAGUAAAUGUGGUGCAGAUUCAUCAAUGAGAAACAGAUAAUGUUAUUUUCAUUGCCUUACAAAAAACACUUGCAUAAUAUCGUUACGAUUGAAAUCUAGCACAUACACCAUCGACUAUUGAUUAGUUACCCGACCAUUACACCGAGUCGAUUUCAAUUGGGACCACCAAAACAGAGCAAACGACCCCAAGGGCGUCCAUCCCCUAUCGAAGGCGUUAUAUCGAUUAGAAGGGCUGGAAUAAACUUGGGUGUGUUUAGGAUCAACUGUAUUUGAGUUGGCAUCUACAACAACAAAAUGAUGGCAGAAUGAUGAUAAAGUAAUAUCUUCAUUAGUACAAUAUGGAUAACGACCAUUUCCCAUCAAUGGAAGAUUCUUGUCUGGACUGUAUGCUUCUCCA